GUUUCUUACGUAGAAGUCACAAUUUUUUUAUAAUCGUUACUAAUAACAUGUUGAAGACGUUCUCGAUAUUCGCUUUAUUCGUACUUAGUGCGUAUACAUCUUCUAGUUUUGGGGAAAGUGUCCGUCCGCAAAAAAUUUAUUUUGACACUGUGAAGAGAAUAGCGCGUGAUGGAUAUUACUCAGAAUCCCACUACGUAACAACCAGCGAUGGAUACAUCUUGGAAGUGAAUAGGAUUCCCAACGGACGCUCACAGGAAGGAGGAAGCGUCUCAAAGAAGCCUGUUGUAUUGUUGAUGCACGGUCUCCAGGGCUCUUCGAUUUCCUACAUUACUCUUGGUCCCGAAUACAGUUUGGGUUACUUGUUGGCUGACGCUGGUUUUGACGUGUGGAUGGGAAACUGUCGAGGAGCUCUCAACUCUCGCAACCAUGUCUCACUCGACCCUGACAGAGAUAUAUUGAAGUUCUUCGACUAUACCUUUGAAGACGUCGCUACCAAGGAUUUACCGGCAAUAAUUGACUACAUUCUCGGCGAAACAAAACAAGAAAAACUCCAUUACGUCGGCCACUCCCAGGGAGGGACGGCAUUCUUGGUGUUGAAUUCUGUGUUGCCUGAGUACAAUGACAAAAUUUCGGCAGCCGAUUUACUUGCCGGAGUCGGUUACAUGAGACACUUCCCAAACGUCAUGUUAAAAGCAUUCGCAAUCAGCACUAAUGUCAUAUUUAACUUUGCCGUUCGUAUCGGUAACAUAGAAAUCCUUGGCCCCAACUCAGAUGAAAAUUCAAAUUGCAAAAAUUCUGAUGAUCCUGAAGCGGAAUGCGCGAUACAAUCUAUUAGCGACUAUAUGAGUCAAUUGUUGGCGUCACACGAGAUGAUCGCUGGUGCUUCCCUCAAGCAAUAUGCUCACUACGGACAGAACAUACGUGACAGAAGUUUCAGAAGAUGGAAUUACGGCGCCAUCAAGAACCUUGCUAAGUACGGAAGCAUUAACCCUCCAAGUUAUGACAUCCGUCGCAUAAGUAUUAACACAAUCAUGCACUACACGGUUGGUGACGACCUUUUACACGAAAGAGAUGUAUUGAACAUGGCCAAAGAUAUGCCCAACUGUGAGGUACGCAGAGUGGCCAAGGAUUCCUUCUCUCAUACCGAUUUCGUAGGCGCUAACGACUCCCGAGCACUGGUGUCUGACUUUGUUGUAGAAAGGCUAAAGAAAUUGUACCUCUAAUAGAAAAGAAAUUUCAUGAUUUUUUUUGUCAAAUGAUUGAAUUCGGCAUGUGUCCGUGUUAAUAAAUAAAUUACAUUCUGCGAAA
This is a messenger RNA of Danaus plexippus (monarch butterfly), 1308 nucleotides long. Its product is annotated as lipase 3-like. Bases 48 to 1223 code for a protein of 391 amino acids. The record is from RefSeq and is a predicted model, not a curated record. Gene Ontology annotation, molecular function: hydrolase activity, acting on ester bonds. NCBI's taxonomy places the organism in Eukaryota, Metazoa, Arthropoda, Insecta, Lepidoptera, Nymphalidae. The transcript has 5 exons. Gene Ontology annotation, biological process: lipid metabolic process.